Messenger RNA from Lotus japonicus, 2305 nucleotides. RefSeq names its product cysteine-rich receptor-like protein kinase 10. The transcript is spliced from 9 exons. Gene Ontology annotation, molecular function: ATP binding; protein serine/threonine kinase activity. Gene Ontology annotation, biological process: protein phosphorylation. Bases 70 to 2145 code for a protein of 691 amino acids. The record is from RefSeq and is a predicted model, not a curated record. NCBI's taxonomy places the organism in Eukaryota, Viridiplantae, Streptophyta, Magnoliopsida, Fabales, Fabaceae.
ACCUUCAGUUUUUGGUUGAGGAGUUCCAACUAAAACACACUGCUAUGACAACCAUUUCAUUACCAAAUAAUGGUGCCAACAAAACUCACCCUUAUAUUUCUUGGCUUCAUGACCCUUUUCACCACAGCAACUACACAGUCCCCAAACUAUGUAGGUGAUGACUGCCACAACUCAACAGAACAAGCCCUGACCCCUGCAUACAAAACCAACCUUGAAAAACUCCUCUCCUUGCUCUCAUCUGAUGCCACCACAAGCAAAGGGUAUAACCAUACCAGCAUAGGAACCAAUACUGCUGAUGCUGUUUAUGGCCUCUAUGACUGCAGGGGUGAUGUAACAGGAUCAUUCUGCCAGUUCUGUGUCUCCAAUGCAGCCUCAGAUGUUCUUCAGCGCUGUCCCAACAGAGCUUCUGCUGUGAUGUGGUUCAACUUCUGCAUCCUCAGGUACUCCAACCAUAAUUUCUUUGGGAACCUUACAACAAACCCAUCAUGGCAAAUUUUGGGCACCAAGAACAUUACUGACCCAACGGAGCCUCAGAAAGCAGAGGAGUAUAUGCAGAGUUUGGUUAGAGAAGCCACUGUGGAGACCAACAAGUUGUAUGCAAGGGGGGAGUUCAAUUUGAGCCACUCUGAGGAAAGGUAUGCAUUUGUGCAGUGUAGUAGGGACAUUACUAAGGAGGAGUGCAGUGAUUGUUUGGAGGAAAUGUUAGGAAAAGUUCCUAAAUGUUGUGGGACAAAGAAGGGGUGGCAGAUUUUGGCUCCAAGCUGUUUGAUAAAGUAUGACGAUUUCAUGUUCUACCAGCUUACUGAUCAAACUUUUUCUCCUUUGCCUAGUCCAGCCACACAAGGAGAUACAAGUAAGUCAAGAACCUCGAUCAUCAUAAUCAUAGUCAGUGUGUUUAUGGCACUAGCUCUACUAAGUUGUUGUAUCUACUACUCGUGGAGACGGUAUCUUUCAAGCAAAGAUGUACUGCAAUCAGCAGAGACCAUUCCUAUUUCAUUUCAUGGACAUAAUCAAAGAGAGGAGUCACUGAUUUCAGACCUUCCUAUAAUUCCUCUAAUUUGGAUUCGGCAAAGCACUAACAACUUUUCAGAGUCUUGUAAACUAGGAGAAGGUGGAUUUGGCCCUGUUUAUAAGGGUAAUUUACAAGAUGGAAUAGAAGUUGCUGUCAAAAGGCUGUCUCAAACAUCUGGUCAAGGUUUAGUGGAGUUCAAAAAUGAAGUAAUCUUUAUAGCGAAAUUGCAACACAGGAACCUUGUUAAACUCUUGGGUUGUUGCAUUGAGGAAAAUGAAAAGUUGCUUGUAUAUGAGUACAUGCCAAAUUCUAGCCUCGACUCUCACUUGUUCAAGCUGAACCAUUUAUAUGAUGUAGUAGAAACAAAGACAGGUUAUUUGACAGCCUUCGAAGUAUUGAUACUCCCACAUUUUGCAUUUUUGAAGAAAAAAUGGAAUGAUGAAAAACGAAAGCAACUAGAUUGGAAGUUACGGCUGAGCAUUAUCAAUGGAAUUGCAAAAGGACUUCUGUACCUUCAUGAAGACUCUAGACUAAGAGUAAUCCAUAGAGAUUUGAAAGCUAGCAAUGUUCUCCUGGAUCAAGAGAUGAAUCCCAAAAUUUCAGAUUUUGGAUUGGCAAGGGCCUUUGAAAAUGGACAGACUCGGGAAAAUACAAUAAGAAUUAUGGGAACUUAUGGAUACAUGUCUCCAGAGUAUGCUAUGGAAGGGUUGUAUUCAGUGAAAUCUGAUGUUUUCAGCUUUGGAGUUCUUUUACUAGAAAUCAUUUGUGGGAAAAGAAACAGUGGAUUCUAUCUUGCAGAACAUGGCCAGAGUCUACUCAUAUAUAGUUGGAGACUUUUGUGUGAAGGAAAAAGCUUAGAACUGUUAGAUCCAAUGCUAGAGAAGACAUACAUAGCUAAUGAAGUUAAGAAAAUCAUACACAUUGGUUUGUUGUGUGUACAAGAGGAUGCAGGAGAUAGACCAACCAUGUCCAUGGUUGUUGUCAUGCUGGCAAGUGACACAAUGUCACUUCCCAACCCUAAUCAUCCUGCAUUUUCAGUUGGUAGAAAGAUCAGGGAAGAAGAAUCAACAUCAAAAGCUUCUGAGGAUCCUUCUGUUAAUGAAGUAACUAUGUCAAAUAUUUGUCCUAGGUAGUGGAGUUAAUUAACAUGGUAAAACAUUUUACUACGAAAAUACCUGGAUUGUACAACUAUGUAUCAUAACAAACCGGACAGCCUCCUCUACAUGAGAGAAGCAUUUUCUUGUUUCAGGUUACAAUCCUAAAAUUGUAGAUGUAGUUUCUGUUUGUUUUUAA